GCGAAGCAGUCUACUUAGUGAAGGCUGCGAGAGAAAUAAAGUAAAAGCUGGCUCCUGUCUCUGGGGACUCUCGAACGAUUCGGACUUAUCAUGUCCCUGAGCAGAGCUGGGAGAGCCAAAACUCAGAGUCCGCUGGCAAGGAAAAGAAUGAAGGGAAAAAAAAUGACAGGGAGGAGCCAUCGGAGGGAGAGGAAAUAAAAAGAGAGAGAGGGAAAGACAGGCGUCAUUUAGGAACAGAGGUAGCGUGAAAGAAAGAGCUCCAGGGUCUAAAGCCAACCAUAUCAUUCAGGAUUUUUCUUUCUUUUCUUUUCCCCCAGAGGAGAUCCCUGUCCUGUUAUUUCAUUGACAGACAUGCUGUCACGGGCUCUUUUCCCUGACGUUGACCAGAAGACGCUGAAGCACUGAUGUGUGUCUCCCUCCACCCCCAAGGCCAGUGGUUUCCCUGGUAAUGGAUUGCUUCUCUCUGGGGAACGCCUCCAUCCUGGUGAGAGCCCCCAGGCCUAGUCUGUGAACUCAGCUAAGAAAUACCACCGCAAAAAUGACUGAAGAGCCCGUCAAGGAGACCCUGGGAACCCCAAAGCCUCCCAAGCCGGGGACAACGGAGAAGAGCCCCAAGAGUGAGGUGGUGAUCACGGCGGUGCCCCUGGUCAGCGAGAUUCAGCUGAUGGCCGCCACGGGGGGCGCCGAGCUCUCGUGCUACCGUUGCAUCAUCCCCUUCGCCGUGGUGAUCCUCAUCACCGGCAUCGUGGUCACCGCAGUGGCCUACAGCUUCAACUCCCACGGCUCCAUCAUCUCCAUCCUGGGCCUGGUCCUCCUGUCGUCGGGACUCUUCUUGCUGGCCUCCAGCGCCUUGUGCUGGAAGCUGAGACAGAGGAACAAGAAAGUCAAGAGGCGGGAGAGUCAGACGGCCCUCGUGGCAAAUCGGAGGAGCUUGUUUGCUUAGGACUGAACGAGACCAAGCGGGGGUGCGGCCUGGACAUCCUGCUCCCCCUGCGUCAGCCGGUUCGCCCAGAACUUGUGUGGGAGAGAACGGACUUG
Messenger RNA from Miniopterus natalensis, 1038 nucleotides. RefSeq names its product transmembrane protein 100 (gene TMEM100). Gene Ontology annotation, cellular component: plasma membrane. The record is from RefSeq and is a predicted model, not a curated record. Lineage: Eukaryota; Metazoa; Chordata; Mammalia; Chiroptera; Miniopteridae. Gene Ontology annotation, biological process: cellular response to BMP stimulus.